AGUAUUUACACCGCAGCGGCACACACGUUUGAAAAGUUUGAUAAAUUACAUAAAAAUCACAGAAACUAUGGCCCUGCGAUUGCUCAGCCAAGCGCUGGCCUCGCAUAUGCGCCACUUGCAGUUGAACACCGCAAGGCGCUCUGUAAAUAGCUAUAACAGUCGACUCCAAUUGGUUCCUUUGGCCACCUGGAACCGGCAGCUGCACGUGCGUAUUACGGAUCAGGAAGCCGGUCUGCAGGCUAAACGAGAGGCCAAUAGGCACAGCAACCCAUUCCAAGAUGAAAAGUAUAAGGAAGCUGAUGUGGAAGCUACCAGGCAGCACAAGAAAAUCCAGUCGGUGGAGAAAAGGAAGGAACGGAAGGAAAAGAAACCGAAAAAAGUGCUGGAGCAUGGGGAUCCGGAUACCUUUGGUGAUGCCAAGUUCAGCGCUAGCCAAACCGAAGAUCCUGGAGAUGUCGAAGAGGAGGAAUACAUAAGCAAGCCCACGCGACACUCGAAGAAACUGCAAGCGAAGGAGUACGCCCAUCUCAUCAAGGAACAUUUGAACGCCAACCGGCUGAACGAUGCCAUUGCCGUGCUGGAGCAGCGCAUGCUGCGCGAGGAUCGUGUCAAGCCGGAGAAGUACAUCUACAAUCUGCUGAUCAGCGGCUGCGCCAAGGCCGGAUACACCCGCAAGGCAUUCUCGCUGUACACGAAGAUGCGGCAACGCGGACUGCCCGUCUCGGGCGGCACCUACACAUCGCUCUUCAAUGCGUGUGCCAAUGCGCCCACGAUCAGCGAUGGACUGGCCAAGGCACAGAUACUGCGGGAGAACAUGCUGGAGAAGGGCUACGAGCCGAAUGCGAAGAAUUACAACGCCAUGAUCAAGGCGUACGGGCGGUGCGGGGAUGUGGACACAGCCUACCUGCUGGCGGAUGAGAUGGUGGAGCGAAAGCUGGACAUGAACGCAGAGACAUUCAAUUUCCUGCUGCAGGCGUGUGCCAGCAAACCGGAGCACGGCUUUCGGCACGCUCUCCUCACGUGGCACAAAAUGCUGCGGGCAGGCAUCAGUCCGGAUUACUACAGCUUCAAUGCGAUGCUUCGCUGUGCACGGGACUGUGGCUUUGGCACUCUGGAGUCCAUGCGGGAGGUUCUCGAACAGAUAGCACCAGCAGCAACCCAACAGGAGGCGGCAGAACAACUGGAGGAAGGGCAAAAGGAAGAUUUACCCAUGGAAACAUCGAGCGCCAAGUCGCUGGCAGACCACAUUGAAGUGGCGACGACUGCCAGUGAGCUGGAGCUGCCCAAUCUGCUACUGCCGCGACCACACCUGGGCAGUUUGGUGGCCCUGGAGGAGGUUACGCGUCCCCACGAACGGUUCCUCCUGCUGGGCGGCAUUACUGGUUUCCUGGAGCACAUGAAGCAGCACAAGAUCACACCCGAUAUACAGACCUUCACCACCAUGCUGGAGGUGAUUCCACCCACCAAUGCGGCUGAGAAGCAGAUCCUCACAUUCGUGCGCAAGAUCGGCCUGAAGGCAGACAUUGACUUCUUCAAUAUUCUGAUCAAGAAGCGUUCGAUGCGCUACGACUAUGAGAGUGCCCGCGAGGUGCUCUCUAUGGUUCGCACGGCUGGAUUGCAUCCGGAUAUCGUGACCUACGGCGUGCUGGCACUGGGCUGCCGCACCCAGGAGGAGGCCAGGGAGCUGCUGCAGCAAAUGCAGGAGGCGGGCAUCAAGAUGAACAUGCCCAUACUGGGCGCCAUGCUGCGGCAGGGCUGUGAACAGAAGUCAUUCGGCUACAUCAAUGAGAUCAUGCAGCUGAGCCUGGAGGAGGGCAUCAAGCCCAACGAGCACUUUCUGCGGCAUCUGCACAGGUUUCACAUAGGCUGCGCCCGAGCCAUCGAUGCCAGGCAUCCUUCGACCAAAGCGCCCAACUUUAAGAAGGGACACUCAAAGUUCUGUGAUAAGUACCGUCUGUACUACGAGGAGCAGGGCCUGACUGGGCUCAAGCUGGAGGAUGCCAUUGCCAAGAUAAAGGCGCGCCCCUAUGCCAAGUACAAGGAGUCCGCCGUGGAGGGUCUGGAGCCACUCAAGCACGAGCAGGUCAAGCGCAAAACAAAGCUGCGCAAAUACAUAAAGAAAAUCAAGAUCGAUGAGCUGCAGGAUGACCCACCCAGAGAGGAGACCCUCAAGCGCAUAGAAUAGGGAAUAGAUCUACGGAUUUAAGUUUUAUUAAAGAAUAUUUGUUGUUAGCCAA
Drosophila guanche is the source of this 2237-nucleotide messenger RNA. Its product is annotated as pentatricopeptide repeat-containing protein 1, mitochondrial. NCBI's taxonomy places the organism in Eukaryota, Metazoa, Arthropoda, Insecta, Diptera, Drosophilidae. Gene Ontology annotation, molecular function: protein binding; tRNA binding. The transcript has 2 exons. The record is from RefSeq and is a predicted model, not a curated record. Gene Ontology annotation, biological process: tRNA 3'-end processing. Bases 68 to 2185 code for a protein of 705 amino acids. Gene Ontology annotation, cellular component: mitochondrial matrix.